Heterobilharzia americana is the source of this 405-nucleotide messenger RNA. NCBI's taxonomy places the organism in Eukaryota, Metazoa, Platyhelminthes, Trematoda, Strigeidida, Schistosomatidae. The record is from the annotation of a GenBank genome assembly.
AUGUUCAAUUCGAAUAAACCUGUGGAUAAUGAAGGAAAUAAUAACAUGUUGACCCCCAGUGUUCAAUCACCUGCUUCAAAUGACAUGAUUUCACCAAACAGUGGUAUCCGAACAAACUUCACUGCUUCCAAUGGUUCAGUAAAUGCUCUAUCGUCUGGAGUUUCAUCCCAACAAGAUAAUGAAGAGGCACAUUUUGACAACACAGUGUCGUCUUGUCUUAAUUCUGUCACAGAUAUUUGCAUAAAAGGUAUGAGUGACGCCGAAGCAACAAAUAUAUUAGAUCCGAUCAACUCUCAUCAGGUUAUUUCGUUGGAAGCAGCUGUUGCAGCGGCCGCAGCUGUUUUAGCUAUAUCAUCUAAGAAUUCCACAGUAGUGCCAUCGAGUUCACUUAUUCAAACCCUUUAA